Messenger RNA from Gavia stellata (red-throated loon), 1756 nucleotides. It is a transcript of the gene BIVM, whose product is annotated as basic, immunoglobulin-like variable motif containing. The transcript has 10 exons. Gene Ontology annotation, cellular component: nucleus. Bases 38 to 1558 code for a protein of 506 amino acids. Gene Ontology annotation, biological process: nucleotide-excision repair. NCBI's taxonomy places the organism in Eukaryota, Metazoa, Chordata, Aves, Gaviiformes, Gaviidae. Gene Ontology annotation, molecular function: single-stranded DNA binding; DNA endonuclease activity. The record is from RefSeq and is a predicted model, not a curated record.
UACUCUUAGCUGUAGGAUACUCCUUCAGUAUCAUUCAAUGCCUAACAUUUCAGAAGAUGAAAAGGAGAAUGGUUCUGGAAAUAAUGGAAACACUGAAAACAAACCUGGGAAAGAAUCCCCAGAAGCUUCUCUUCAUGAUCCCAUGAAGCCAUACUGCAUGUCAGACACCUCCGCUGCGUCCUUGGCGUCUAGGGGAGAUGGGCAUUAUCCAUGGGGAUGUCCUGUGACUCAUACACGAGAGAAAUUUUAUACCAUCUGCUCAGACUAUGCUUUUUUAAACAGAGUAACAUCUAUUUGUAAAAGCCCAAGUGCUUCAGUUAGUGCCUGCCUGUCGAGCAGUCCUGCCUUAAACGUUGGAAAUAACACACCUAGCUUACUCAGCAUUCAAACUGGUGCUUCAGAGGUAAUCUACAGUGAAGAUGCUAACUUGGAAGGCUUGCCUGGCGAUCUUGGAAAGCUGCCACUGGCAUGGGAAAUCGACAAAUCAGAGUUCAGUGGCGUGACCACUAAUCUGAAAAACAAAGCAGGCAACAUGAAGAAACAAGCAACAAAGAAAAAAUCCCUAGACAAAAAAAGCAAACAAUACAGGGAGUGUCCUCAACGUUCUGCUCUUGAAGACGUGAAGGAGAGGAAAGUGUUGGACCUCCGGAGAUGGUAUUGUGUUAGCCGACCUCAAUACAAGACUUCCUGUGGAAUUUCAUCCUUAGUGUCUUGCUGGAAUUUCUUAUAUAGUACACUGGGAGCUGGAAGCUUACCACCUAUUACUCAAGAAGAAGCCUUGCAUAUACUGGGCUUUCAGCCCCCAUUUGAGGAGAUUAGGUUUGGCCCCUUUACUGGAAAUACAACUUUAAUGAGAUGGUUUAGGCAAAUAAAUGAUCACUUCCAUAUCAAGGGAUGCUCAUAUGUUCUGUAUAAACCUCAUGGGAAGAACAAGACAGCUGGAGAAACUGCUGGAGGGGCCCUUGCAAAGCUAACACGUGGACUGAAAGAUGAAUCAAUGGCCUACAUCUACCAUUGCCAAAACCAUUACUUUUGCCCAAUUGGAUUUGAAGCAACCCCAGUAAAAGCUAGUAAAGCAUAUAGUAGAGGUCGUGUCUUGCAGCAAGAAGUAGAAUAUUGGAUCUUAAUUGGGGAGCCAAGCAGAAAACAUCCAACAAUACACUGUAAAAGGUGGGCAGAUAUCGUCACUGACCUAAACACCCAAAAUCCAGAAUACUUAGAUAUUCGACACCUAGAGAGAGGAUUGCAGCAUCGAAAAACAAAGAAGGUUGGAGGAAAUCUUCAUUGCAUCAUUGCCUUUCAGAGACUUAACUGGCAAAGGUUUGGUCCUUGGAAUUUUCCAUUUGGAAACGUUAGACAGGAUAAACAAUCCCAAACACAAGGACAAGGAAUUUCCAAAUCUGAGAGUGAAGACAAUAUCUCUAAGAAACAGCAUGGACGACUGGGUCGAUCUUUCAGUGCUGGCUUUCAUCAAGAAUCUACGUGGAAGAAAUCUAAUCUUCGUGAGAGGAGGAACAGUGGCUAUCAGAGUUACAAUGAUUAUGAUGGAAAUGAUUAAAAUUAACUUUAGCUAAUAAAGUUGAUAUAUUAAAGUUAGUUUUAAUCAAGACAUAUUAGGGAUCUUUAGUCCUAGAAUACGUAUGAAUAGAAAUUAUGGUAUAAGAUACAGCUUCAUAAUUAUUAAAUUAAUCUGAUGAUAGGUUGCAAUGGAUGAGAUUUGAUGUAUAAACUGACAGAUAAGCACAGAUUAUUGUAC